This is a messenger RNA of Penicillium griseofulvum, 1596 nucleotides long. RefSeq lists its product as uncharacterized. The coding region runs from base 1 to 1596 and encodes 531 amino acids. The transcript has a single exon. The record is from RefSeq and is a predicted model, not a curated record. NCBI's taxonomy places the organism in Eukaryota, Fungi, Ascomycota, Eurotiomycetes, Eurotiales, Aspergillaceae.
AUGCCUCUCGACAUUAUCCCGGCAGCAGUAAUUCCGGCCAGUAGUAGUUCUCGGGAUAUGCAAGAGGGAAGCUGGACUCUCCGCACUUCUCAAGGAAAUCAGCUGACCCGCCGAGGGAGGAGAGGAGGAUGCUUAAACUUGAACGGCUCCGUCACUUCACGAGCUGCUGCCAAGAGUGCUUGGCUGAUCAAGCGUGCGAUGAGCUGGGUUUUCCCUCCCCCGCCGAUGGGUACAGCACUUGCUGAGUAUGACAAAAUUCGUGCGCUCUGCUUGCAAUCAGCUACUGCCAGUGAAAAGAGUUCGGGCUUUGGCUCACUUAGCUACCGGUCGGCCGUAUCUCAGGUCCACCAGUACGUUACAGCCUGUGAUGUCAUAAUCAGUGAAUGGGAGUCUGCCCUAAAUAGUUUGACUUUGCGCACUGAUCGUUCCGGCGAUAGUGGUAUCUCGAUUAAACGGCGGAAUCCUGCUCGAAACGAGCGUGGCACGUUUGCGAUCAACCAUUACGUGGGUGGUUCUCUCGUCCAGCUCCCUUACGAUAACCAAGCUGUGACUGUUGGCAGUCUUGUCCCCGCUUCUUUGUCAACUCUCGGACAAGAAACAAGCCAUCUAGAGGCGACAUGUCAUGCCAACAUGCACGCCUUAUGUGACCAUUUCCCAUGGGACGUAAUUACCCGUGAGCCUUGGUACCGCUAUAAUUGGGUACUACUCAAAGGGUACGCUGAGAAGUCCCCUUUUGCAGCUUUGUGUGCUCUCUACGCAGCGUCACAUGCCAGAAGUACAUACUGCAAACAGAGGAUGCAAAAAGAAUUAUCGGAACGGAUUGGACAAGCAGUAAUGCGGAUACCGAUGUCCCUUUGGGGAAAUCUUGACUUCUCCAACGCCGUCAGGGCUUUUUGCGUGGACACAGGUGAAACUUCUGCUCACCGGUUCCUAGACGAAAGUAGCAUGAUGGCGUCUACCCUUGCAAUACGGAUAAUCAAUGAUGCUUGCGAUGUUCUCACAGAUAUGGCCACUCUGGAGCCCUGCAACACCUUUCUCAUGCUCUGCUCUAGAAGUAUGACCGAGAGGGCCGAUUGUUUCCUUCGAAAUUACGCUACAUGGGAAACAGACCACGAACUCUUGACCGGCAGCGCUGCCCUCAGUUUGGUUUACUCUAUAACAUUAAACCGUGGGUCGAUCCACGAGAAGAUACUACAGCGAUACGAGUCUGGGAAUUUCGCUAGGCGACCGCGUCCCUGUGCUGACUGUGCUCGCGCUACUGCCCAUGCUCCCCUCCUUACCGAAUGGGAAGAUCUACCGCCACCGUGUAGUCACCCAACCUCCUCUAUUGCAUACCCUGGAUUAUUCGGCGAAGCCCUUGACCGUUACAGGGCUAACGACCCUGAGGCCCUAUCUUUCCUGCGCCCCGAGUCAACAUUUGGUGGAGCGUUAACGCGUUACGCCCUCGACAUAAGUAUGCGCCGACCAGCCGAUGUCUCUUUGCUUGUGUCGCCCUUAUUGUCACUCCUGCUCAUAGAGAGUGAUUUGCUGUAUUGUGUGGGGGUCGACUCUAUACCUGUUGAAUACAUUGGCCCUCUGCUAUUGGAUGACUCCUGA